ACAUGUGAAGGAGAGAGAGAGGGGAUGAGAUCAUUUUUUUCAUUUCUUAUUUACAGUUCCAACGAACAGUGAGAGAGGUUUCUAAUUCUAAAACAAACCAGUGUUCAUGAAUUGUCUGAAUGAUACCGAAAAAAAAAUUAAAAAACAUUUCAAUUUGGGAAAAAAAUCAAAACUUUUUGUUUGUUUUAUUUCUUUCUAUAAAACCCCUCUUUUCCAAUUUAGUCGAAAUUCACUCUCUUUGUGAACGUACGAAUCCAGACGACUCUGUGGAGUUUAGUUUAUAAAGCAACCGAGUGAUGAAAAUGGGGCUACUUUUCACGGAGUGAUAUUUUAAUCUAAAGUUUGGGUUUUUAUUAUCAAAGUUGGAGGGGUCGUCUCGUCUCGGAUGGGGGUCUCUGUGGGAUAGAGAUAGUUUUGGGGGUUUUUAAUAAAGGGACAACAAGGAGCGUCGACGAAAUAAUAUUAUUACAUUAGAACAAAAGACGAGAGAGAGCGUCAGAGAGCGAGUAACACAAUCUAUGGAAGAGACAAGGAAGAAGAAGAAGGAUGACUCCAAAAAGAAGGAGCGUCAUAUUGUCACUUGGUCUCAACAGGAGGAUGACAUACUUCGAAAGCAAAUCACUUUACAUGGCACUGACAAUUGGGCGAUCAUUGCUUCCAACUUCUCUGAUAAGAGCACAAGGCAGUGUAGACGCAGAUGGUAUACAUACUUAAACUCUGAUUUCAAGACAGGAGGUUGGUCCCCCGAAGAAGAUACUCUUUUGUGUGAGGCACAAAGAGUGUUUGGGAACAGAUGGACUGAGAUUGCAAAAGUGGUCUCAGGCAGAACGGAUAAUGCAGUGAAGAACAGGUUCACAACACUGUGCAAGAAGAGAGCCAAGUAUGAAGAAGCCAUGGCUAAAGACAAUACUCUUGCUUCUUGUAACAAAAGAAUGUUGCUUCCAGAUUGUGGUAUCAGUACACCACCGAAAGCCGAAAGCGUUUCCCCUCUUGCUAAAAAGAUCAGGAGAAGUGACAUUCCAGGUCCCACCGUGUUCGGUGGCUAUGGAGAUAGAUCACACAUAAAGGUUAAUUCAGGUGUGAAUCAGCAUUCCUCCUAUGGAGAUAGAUCGCAUAUAAAGGUUGUGAAUCAGCAGAUAAGACCUCCUUUUUGGGUAAUAGCCCACAAUGAGGAGAAGAUUCAAAAAGACAGUGCCAAAGAGAGCGAAGGUGAGGAUAAAGAGAUGUUUCUUAAGAAGGAUGAUCCAAAGGUAACAUCAUUGAUGCAACAAGCUGAGCUUCUCAGUUCAUUGGCUCAGAAAGUUAACACAGAACAAAGCAUGGAGAAUGCCUGGAAGGUCCUGCAGGAUUUCUUUAAUAAAAGCAAAGAGAAUGAUAUAUUCAGAUACGGACUACCUGAUAUCGAUUUCCAACUUGAGGAAUUUAAGGAUCUUGUUGAGGACUUGAGGAGUAGUAACGAAGAUAGUCAAGCCUCUUGGAGGCAACCGGAUCUCCAUGACUCACCUGCAAGCUCUGACUAUAGCUCAGGAUCAACUACAAUGCCACACUCUUCUGGUGAUCAAACCCAACAACCCAUGUUACUACCAGAUAAUGAGCAAGUGGAUUUACUGUCAACUUGUCAUGAGAUUGUGCCCAUGUCGGUUGAGGAAGAGUUUAACUCGCCUGUUCAAGUCACUCCAUUGUUCAGAUCUCUAGCAGCAGGCAUCCCAAGCCCACAGUUCUCUGAAAGUGAGAGGAACUUUGUGCUAAAAACACUUGGUGUUGAGUCACCAUGUCCAAGUGCUACUAAUCUUUCACAACCGCCUCCUUGCAAAAGAGUCCUUCUUGAUAGCUUGUAAACCCCAAACCAAAAGACCGCGGUUAUGUCUCCAUGGAGCCGACAUAACUUGCAUUUCUUCCCUCUCUUUUUGCUUAGAUUUUCUUCAUAGGUUUGCAGCCAUAUCGGCCUGAAAAGUUUUUGUGAAGCGGGCGUGCCAUGAUCUGCAUUAUUUCCCCCCUCAGUGUUGAUAAUCUAGAAUCCAAGAAUGUUAAAAGGUAACAUUUCUAAGUCUAGACCUGAGUUUCUCUCUCAGAUACUCAGGAGUGUUUCUUUUCAUCAUCAUCUUCAUCAUACUCUCUAACCCGUUUCAUAAAAGGGUUAGAGAGUAUGUGUUUUCUUUUAAUUCAUGACGUGUGUGUGUAAGAAACAUUCUUUUGUUUGUCCUCCCUCUCUUUUAGGGUCAAACCCGGAUACAUAAUCCGGGUCUUUUCUUUUCAAAUGAAUUCUUGAUUUGUUGUGUUGUUGAUUCUCUUGUACAGAAUCUAUAAAUAUUGCAUAAAAGCAGAGUUUUUGUUUUAGAGUGUAAAAAGAUAAAACAACUUCGGAGAGGCAUCUCACCUUCCUAUAUAUAGUGGUGAUUAGAAAACAUGAAGAAGAAGAAAAGAUAAGCCAAGACUUUCAUAAAGGUUUUUGGGGAACCUUUCUUUAUGUAGUAACUUCUCAUAGGUGUGGGAAGAAACAGAAACAUAAGGAUAUUUUUUAAAAAGAAUAUUCAUGUGAUUUGUAAAGAGAUUAUAUGAAUGGAAAUGAUUUGAUUUUGGUGUGAA
Brassica oleracea var. oleracea is the source of this 2586-nucleotide messenger RNA. Its product is annotated as myb-like protein Q. Gene Ontology annotation, molecular function: DNA-binding transcription factor activity, RNA polymerase II-specific; RNA polymerase II cis-regulatory region sequence-specific DNA binding. The record is from RefSeq and is a predicted model, not a curated record. NCBI's taxonomy places the organism in Eukaryota, Viridiplantae, Streptophyta, Magnoliopsida, Brassicales, Brassicaceae. Bases 519 to 1838 code for a protein of 439 amino acids. The transcript has 11 exons. Gene Ontology annotation, biological process: regulation of DNA-templated transcription. Gene Ontology annotation, cellular component: nucleus.